Messenger RNA from Knipowitschia caucasica, 951 nucleotides. NCBI's taxonomy places the organism in Eukaryota, Metazoa, Chordata, Actinopteri, Gobiiformes, Gobiidae. The record is from the annotation of a GenBank genome assembly.
AUGGCAUCUGUUGCUCCCCCGGCCAAAAGAGCCAAAAAAGGAUGUGGAAUGUGCAGAAAGGUGGAUCCACCCGGCCAAGGAAAGACGGUGCCAUGGGUCCAGUGUGACACCUGCCACAGCUGGUUCCAUUGGCUCUGCACAGUGGUCAGCAUCCUCCAUAGAGCUCCACAGCUGAAGCGGUGGAUAACGGCUCCUUUCCCCAGGUUUUCGUUGCUCAUUUCGGCUUUGCGUCUUCGUUCCUCCGUCACCAUGAACAGAGCUCGAUUCUCCGCAGUGUUCGCGCUUCUUUUAGCGGCCCUGGUCUGUAGUUCCGAGGCAGCGAGGAGCAGCAGGAACCAGCCCAGUAACAGCUUCAGGCGGGCGGCUAACGCGGUGUACCAGAGCCUUAGCAACGUGUUUGGAGAGGACAAUAUCAAAGGCCUGUACAAGUUUUUCUCCAAAACCACGGAGCGCUUUGUUCAUGGAGUGGACUCUUUCCUGGACACGCUGUGGAAGAUCUGGUCUGACCUGCUGGACGUUAUGGGCAUCGACUCGUCGAACCUGAGCCAGUACUUCAGCCCGGCCUCUCUGAGCACGUCCCCGGCCCGUGCCCUGCUGCUUGUGGCCGCUGUGCUGGUGUCCUACUGGUUCCUGUCCAUGUUCCUGGGGGGCUUCUUCUACCUGCUGCACGCGGUGUUUGGGCGCUUCCUGUGGGUGGCGCGCGUGCUCCUCUUCGCGCUCUCCUGCCUCUACAUCCUGCAGAAGUUCGAGGGCGACCCGGAGAAGGCCGUGCUGCCGCUGUGCUUUGUCAUGGCUCUGUACUUCAUGACGGGGCCCGUGGGAGCGUACUGGCGCCGGGCCGGAGGGCAGGGCUCGCUGGAGGAGAAGAUUGACCAUCUGGACACGCAGGUCAGACUGCUGAACAUCCGCCUCAGCAGAGUCAUAGACAGUCUGGAGCGUGUGGAGCAGUAG